GGAGGUGACAGUGGUGUAUGUCGACAGACUGCUUUCCGAGAUAGUUUGUGGUGCACCCACGAUGGCUGCAGAGGUGUAGACGACCCCAAUCAAUGAAUUUGACGUCACGACUGAAGUACUGCCUCUGGAUGUGAUCGUAGAUGUGACUAAUGUCGUUUCGGUGGCGGUGAAGGUGGUCGGGAUAAUGCUGGUCGACAGUUCAGACAUAGGAACAGUUGUAGACACAACCUCUACAGAGCCUACGAGGCCAGUAUUGUAAGAGGUGAACUGUACAACGAAAGGCAAAACAGUCAUGGUAGCGGAUGAAGCAGAGCCUCUCGCAUCGGUUGUAGAGUAUACCGCGAGAGGAACGGUGCCGGCAAGCGUCAACGUCGAUGUUAAACCAACACUGUCGGUCAGUACAGCAACCGCUGAGGACCCCGAAGCUGAUAUGGGUGCCAAUACAGUGAAAGCCGAGCCACCGGUAGCGGUGGUAGUAAUGAUGAGCUCCGUUAUUGUCAGAGAGGAGCCGGCAGAGUCGGUCGUCGCAACUUCGGUCGUGGGAACGACAGUUGUAGCAGUUACGCUACUCCCAUCCGAAUUUGUGGACACAGCCAAGAUUCCGUACCCAGUCAAACCGCUCACACUCGACGUAGGAGCCACGGAGGAUGAAUUCGCACUGGCAACGGAGCUCAGCACACUGCUAGCGCUCGACGACUCUGAUGACAAGGACGCCGACGCAGAUGAGGCAAUGUUCGGAACUGCAGCUGCACUGGACACACUCGACAGAACGCUGCUGGCACUAGAGGAGACUGAGCUCAAUGAACUAGCAGAACUUACACUAGACCGACUAGCACUUGAUAGAGAGCUCACUGCGCUUGAUGCCGACAAUUGUACAGACGAUAAUGACGAGUAUGCCGAGCUUGCAGAGCUUGCAACUGCCGCAGUCCCGGUGCCGGUGCCGGUGCCGGGCGAUGUCGAAGAUGUCAAAGAUGAUAGCGAGCUUUCUGCAUUCGAAGCACUCGAGAUUUCUGAACUCAAGGAGGACGCGGCUGGCGCAGCGGGUACUAUAGUCGUUCCUGUGAUGUGUUAGCCAUCAUGUCUCUUUAUCAGAAUAUUAUAACACCGAGCCGCAUGCUGGGGAUUCCACUCCAACACAGUCAACCUCGCCAACUUACCGCUCACAGAGGUACCAGAAGGAACAGCUGUAGCGGACAAGGAAGAAUUCGCCGAAGCAACACUUGAGGAUGCUGAAGAAAUUGAGGACGAGACCGAAGACAAUGAAGAGAACGCAGAUGAGAUGGACAAAGACACUGAUGAUAGCGAUGACGAGAU
Messenger RNA from Saitoella complicata NRRL Y-17804, 1314 nucleotides. RefSeq lists its product as uncharacterized. The record is from RefSeq and is a predicted model, not a curated record. Bases 293 to 1072 code for a protein of 259 amino acids. The transcript has 3 exons. Lineage: Eukaryota; Fungi; Ascomycota; Saitoellomycetes; Saitoellales; Saitoellaceae.